Molecule: messenger RNA, 2898 nt
Organism: Chaetomium fimeti
Lineage: Eukaryota; Fungi; Ascomycota; Sordariomycetes; Sordariales; Chaetomiaceae
Exons: 4
Coding region: 210-2642 (810 amino acids)
Biological process (GO): DNA-templated transcription; regulation of DNA-templated transcription
Molecular function (GO): DNA binding; DNA-binding transcription factor activity, RNA polymerase II-specific; zinc ion binding
Source: RefSeq, a predicted model, not a curated record
GCCGACUCUCUCUCCAGGUGUGCCCGCUGCCCACCACACUGACUUGCCGCUUCAGAGGCUCUCCCAUCCGAACCAUCCGCACCAUCUGCCAUUGAACCACUGACUGACUUAGGUAACCGGCAGUUGAAAAUUGGAUUGCCCCAUUUUGCGAACCCCUACCUUACGGUCCUUAGCAGCCACGACUGCCACGCAACUGCCACUCGCUCAGCAUGUCGACGGCCAACCAUCCGCCCGACCUAAAGCAACAGCAGGAGCAGAGUCUCGCAUUUGCCGAACCCGCCCGUACGCCCGUCCCAAGACAGAAGUCCCAGCGGGUUCUUGCAUGCGCCUUGUGCCGCCGCCGCAAGAUCAAGUGCGACCACAAAUUCCCGUGCGCCAACUGUGUCCGGGCAGGCGCACAAUGUACCCCCGCCAACCCUUUCAACCCUCACCAGCGCCGGCCCCGGUUUCCGGACCGCGAGCUUCUGGAGCGUCUCCGUCUUUAUGAGGGCCUCCUCCGGCAAAAUGGCGUCGGCUUCGAGCCUUGGGUCACCUCCGGGCCGUCGGUUGCUGAGCACGCUUCCCCCAGCGAAGACGGCAGGGCAUCCUCCGACUCCCGAGAGGGGGCGCACUCAGAAUUCACUGUCACAGGGGAUAAGACUGGCUCCAAUGAGCCCCAUGAAGCACUUGAUCUCUGGCGUGCCAUAAGCCGGGCGACUCUUGACCAAGAAGAUGACGAUGCGGAGGGCGAAGAUGUCACCGAGGUCGAUGGGGAGACCGAGGCCGACAGUGACGGCGACGAGAUCUCCGGCACAGCUUCCCUGCAUGGCAGCCGCCGUGGCCGCCACCAUAGUCCCCGUGUUACCGACAAAGCAUGGACUCACAGGUUUCAAGGCGAAGUUGACGACCAAUGCAACGACCACCUCCUGUUUGGCCCGCCCAAAGAAAACAUCGACUCGUCCCUCUCGCACCCGGAACAGGUGCAUAUGUUUAGACUGUGGCAAAUCUACCUCGACAACGUCAACCCCCUCCUGAAGGUCACCCACACUCCCACCUUACAAUCACGUAUCAUCGAUGCCGCGAGUGAUGUCACCAAUAUUGCACCCUCCUUGGAAGCCCUUAUGUUUGCCAUCUACUGCACGUCAGUGGUGAGCGUUGCCGAAGAAGAAUGCGUUGCCUUCUUCCGGUCUUCACGAAAGGACCUCUUGGCCCGUUACCAGUUCGCAUGCCAGCAAGCACUUCGGAAGUGCGGUGCCUGGCGCUCCCCUGAUCUGGACGGGUUGACGGCGCUGUAUCUGUACCUGGUCUCAGUCAGACCCCAGACAGACGUGCGGGCACUCUCAUCAAUGCUUGCCGUGGCGAUCCGCGUUGCACAGCGGAUGGGAAUGCACACCGAGUCUUCGUAUACCGGAUACACGGUAUUGGAGGCCGAAAUGCGCCGGAGACUCUGGUGGUCACUUGUCUACUUCGACCACCGCAUCUGCGAAGUGGCCGACUACCGAACCACCACACUAACUCCGAUAUGGGACUGCAAGACACCCCUAAACGUAAGCGAUUUCGAACUACGCCCCGACAUGAAGAACCCCCCAACAGCACACGACAAACCCACCGAAGCCCUCUUCGCCGUCGUGCGCAGCGAAGUCGCCAACUUCGUCCGCCACAGCAGCUUCCACCUCAACUUCGUCAACCCGACCCUCAACGCCAUCGCCCAACUCAAAACCUCCCGCCACACCAGCCCCGCCCCCGAAACCAAUAACGAGCUCCUCACCCUCGAAACCCUCAUCCAAGACAAACACCUCGCCUUCCUCAACCCCGACGACCCCCUCCACUACAUGACCAUCUGGACCACGCGGGGCUUCCUCGCCAAGAACCGCCUCCUCGAGCACUACUCCAACCAUUCCACCGCCCACCCGCCCAACAACCGACCCACCGACGCCCAGCGCAGCGCCGCGCUCACCUCUGCCCUGACCAUGCUGGAGUGUGACACCAAGCUGCGCACCUCCCCGCUGACGAAACCCUACCUCUGGCUCGUCGACUUCCACCCGCCCGCGAUGGGCUACCUGCAUAUCCUGAAUGAUAUGCGCAAGCGCGGUGGUGGUGGUGGUGGUGGUGGUGGUGGUGCGGAUGAUAACCCGCGCGCGGGGGAGGCGUGGGCGGUGUUGGCGGCGAAUUAUGAGGCGUUGGCGGCGAGGCUGCGGCCGCAUGCGGGGAGUGAGCAGCAGGGUGUGUAUCGGAUUCUGUUGGUUUUCUCGAGGGUGAUUCUACAGGCGUGGGAUGCGAGGGAGGCGCUUGCUGCGGAGGCGGGGGAGGGGGGGCUGCAGCCGCCGCGGUUGGUGGCUGAUAUUAGGAGGCGGAUGGCGCAGAUGGGGUUGACGGCGUCGGCGCGGACUGGUGGUGAGGGUGAGGUUGGGGGGGAGGUGGAUUGUGAGAUGGGGUUGUUUGAUGGGCAGAGGACGGCGAUGGGGCCGUUGCCGAUGGACUUGGGCGGGCAUGCUCCCGGCGGUGGCAUGGGUGGGAGACAAGGGUUUGGAGGUGGUGGUCCGGGGCCCGGGUGCGGGUUCCAAUUGCCGGAUGUGUCAGGGCAGAGUAUUACUGAUGCGGAUAUGGAUACGUUUUGGGGGGAGAUGGAUCGCGGGUGGUUGACGGGCGCGCAGGGUUGGUGAUGGGACAGUCAGGGGGGAACUGUGGGUUACGAUGUUAUGUUUAUGGACCAUUUCUAAGACUACUCGGGAUAGAGCAGCACCAUAUUUGGUUGGAUAUUUGAGCUUUGGGUAAAGGGGUGGUGGUGCAAGAAUUGGGUGGCUUCUCCUCUCCGUUGCGGGUAUUAUUCGCAUAAUAGCAGUACGGCAUCUCAACUCUUGUCAAGUCACCAAAACCUGCAUCUUUUUUGUCCCACUCACAAUACCAACCAGCUCCGUC